Molecule: messenger RNA, 4198 nt
Organism: Astyanax mexicanus (Mexican tetra)
Lineage: Eukaryota; Metazoa; Chordata; Actinopteri; Characiformes; Acestrorhamphidae
Gene: abi2b
Product: abl-interactor 2b
Exons: 12
Coding region: 232-1953 (573 amino acids)
Cellular component (GO): lamellipodium
Molecular function (GO): SH3 domain binding
Source: RefSeq, a predicted model, not a curated record
UGACUGUGUGGACGCCUGUAUCAAAGGAGUAGAUGAAAUUAGCUACUGAACAGAGGGUGUGUCCUCCUGGAUAUAUGUAGUAAGCUUGUGUUGGUGGUGUAAUAUAGCAGGUAGGUAGGUAGCUUGCUUCCAUUAGAGCAGCACAUCUGCCACCCAGCGAGGGAGAAGGCUGCUGGGCUCCUGCGCACUUCAUCGCUCACGCAUCGCCGAGGCGGUGGUGAAGAUGUGAAGAUGGCGGAGUUACAAAUGCUAUUGGAAGAGGAGAUUCCCGCUGGCCGAGGCGCUUUGCUGGACAGCUAUGCCAAUUUGGAGCGAGUGGCGGAAUACUGCGAGAGCAACUACAUACAGUCUCCAGAUAAGCAGAGAGCGUUAGAGGAAACAAAAAGCUACACUACUCAGUCUCUGGCCAGCGUCGCCUACCUGAUCAACACAUUAGCCAACAAUGUGUUGCAAAUGCUGGACAUCCAGGCGUCUCAGCUACGCCGAAUGGAGUCCUCCAUCAACCACAUCUCACAGACGGUGGACAUCCACAAAGAGAAGGUUGCCAGGCGUGAGAUUGGCAUCCUCACCACCAAUAAGAACACUUCUCGCACGCACAAGAUCAUCGCACCAGCCAAUCCUGAGAGGCCUGUGCGCUACAUACGCAAACCCAUUGACUACAGCCUGCUGGAUGAUGUAGGCCACGGAGUGAAGUGGUUACUAAGAUUCAAGGUUAAUGCACAGAACAUGAAGGCUGGUACAACCACACGUACAAAUGCCCCAACCCAGAAACCACCCAGUCCUCCAGGCCCUGGGAAAGGCACCCUUGGGCGCCACUCCCCCUACCGGACGCUCGAGCCCGUGCGUCCCCCUGUCGUCCCUAACGACUACGUGCAGAGUCCGACCCGCAACACGGCCCCGCCCCUCCAGAGCCCGGCACGCACCGCCUCCGUUAAUCAGAGGACCCGCACGUACAGCAGUGGCAGUAGUGGAGGCAGUCACCCCAGCAGUCGGAGCAGCAGCAGAGAGAACAGUGGCAGUGGGAGCGUGGGUGUGCCUAUUGCUGUGCCAACCCCUGCCCCACCUUCUGCUUUCCCAGCAGGUACAGCCUCCGGCCCCCCGAAUCCCCCAAAGCUCCCUCCCAGCAUCCCAACUCCCCCAGCACCACCUCCUCCCCCCACCCCCGAGCCUGCACCCCCUGUUCCCCCUGCCCCUGUGGCCCCUCCUGCAGAGGCCCCUCCUGAGGUCCCCCCUCCCCCACAACUGCCCCCCUCCUUGCCCGUUAGUUCCACCACAAACACUGCGGCUGCUACCAGCACCCCUGCACAAGGAAAUGGUCCUCAGUUCUACAGUAUGAACCGACCAAUGACGCGACAGACCACGCCCUCGGUGGGAGGCUCUCUGCCCUAUCGCAGGCCUUCCUCUGUCACCAAUCAGCCAAAUAACGCACCUCAGAACGCUAACCCAAACGUGAGCCAGAACCAGCUGAACGGGGGCCCACACUACAACCAGAAUCAAGCCCCUAUGGCCCCUCCUCCCCCUACCAUAUUACAGAUCACUCCCCAGCUGCCUCUGAUGGGCUUUGUUGCUCGGGUUCAGGAGACCAUCUCAGAUGCACCUCCUCCUCCACCCCCUUCAGAAGAGGUGGAGUUUGUGGACACAGCGCCUCCCCCUCCUCCACCAGAAGACUACGAGGAUGAGGAGGGUGAGGAAGAUGAAGAGUCAGCAGUGGUGGAGUACAGCGACCCCUAUGCUGAGGAGGAUCCACCAUGGGCUCCACGCAGCUACAUGGAGAAAGUGGUGGCGAUCUACGAUUACGCACGCGACAAAGAGGAUGAGCUGUCCUUCCAAGAGGGGGCGAUCAUUUACGUCAUUAAGAAGAACGACGACGGCUGGUAUGAGGGGGUGAUGAACGGCACCACGGGUCUCUUCCCCGGAAACUACGUCGAGUCAAUCAUGCACUACGCCGACUGAUCCAGCAGGGGGUGCUGUUCCUCCCUUCCUCCCUCUCUCUCUCUCUUGCUCUCUCUCUCUCUAUUUCUCUCUCUUCAUCUUUUCAUCUUACUAUUUCUCAUUGAUCUCAAUCUUCCCUCAUACACACCAGAACAUACUCACACAUAUAUAAACACACACACAAACAGAGACUGCAUAACACACUGACACACACUUGCACGUGAAGCGCACACACACACAUACAUAAAUAUAAAUCACUAAAUACACACACAUACAUACAUUGACGAACAUUUUUGGAUGGAGAGAAGUUUUAAACAGAAGGAAAGAUGAAAAAGUAGUAGUCAGCUGUAGAAGUGGAAGGCUUGACUUGGCUUUGCUCCAUCACUGGUGACUGGUGUUGUAUGAUGUGAACGAUGUAUGCGGUGACUGUGGCUGAAAGCUGUAAGAGAUAUGUGAGAUAUAAAUAUAAAUAUAUAUCUAUAUCUAUAUAUAUAGGCUUAAAGACUUAUAAGGACCAUUUUUCAUGUCUUAAUUUGAAUCUCAUAGCACCUUUCCUUCCCAGAAACACCUCCUACACAUUCACAGUGCUGGUUUUUACUCCAAUCGUGGUGAUGACCCCUGUAUGCCCCACCCCCUUAACUUGCCGUUUUCCAGGGAACUGCCUGCACUCUGGACGAAUGGUAGGAAUUUAAUGAAGUAGAAAGGACACCUUCUGCUGCCAUGGCCCUCGUUUCCACUUGGCUUUCACAGAGGAACAGCAGGGCACAAACAUGACAUGACCUUCUCUUCUCUCUCCUUCUCUUCUCCUCGUUCCUCGACUGCUGCAAGCUGCUGCAAGUCAGAAGGUGAUGUGUCCUUAUAUAUUGAUAUUGGCCUGUGACUACACUACAGUUGCUAAACUAAAGACUUUUUUUGUUCUGAGUUUUUUGUGGACAUUUGGAUAUUAACACUACAGAUAAUGGGACGUUGUGCUUUACGAGUGGAUUAUUUUAUUUUAUUAUUAUUAUUUGUUUUUUCUUGUUUUUGGUCUCCUCACUACAUUAACAGCUGUAUCAGUGGGAUCAGUUUGAAGUCUUUAGCAGUAGGCUAUACCAAAGGAUUCAGACGCAUGUAGAUAUUUUUUUUUAAUCUUUUUUUUUCUUCGUUAUUGGACUGUGGAGUUGUGGUGUUGUGUCAUUGUGACCGAAUACAACCUUAAUACAACUUUAAUACAUCCAAUCGUUUUUUUUCUGUCAUUCCUCUUCAUUACAUACAUUUUUUUUUUUUCAUAUUUUUUAAAAUUGCUUUAAUUUGUUUUGCAGUUCUCUCUCUCUUAUUCUAUUCUAUUCUUUGUAUGUAUGAUAUAUAUAAAAAAAAACACUUGAAAUUUUAAGCUUUGUGCCAUAAAGAAAAGUGUUCAUAGAUAGUCUAAAAUGUUUAUGAAGAAGACUAACUAUACAAACUCUAUACUGUUCUCGCCACCCGUCAUUUGUGUUCAUCGGAGCUGAAUAUAUAUACAUAUAUAUAAAAACAGAAACUCUAGGUGGUGGAUGUUUUUUAUUUUAUUUCUUUUUUCUUACUCUAUUUUUGUUUUACUUUAUUGUUUAUGACCAACUCAGAUGGACUCAAGAGAUACACUAUGUUACACUAUGUUCAAUAUUCAUUUUUCUUUCUUUUUUUAUGAUAAUGGAAAUAUUGGUGUUGGUGUAUACGAGUGGCGUAAGAGCAAAAGAACACACUCAUUUUUUUCUGCAAUAAUGAAGGCACCAUACGAAAGUUCUCUGCGUUCAAUACACAGAGGGUUCUCCGCCGUCAAAGAAAGCACAAGCAGAUAGAUAGAUAUGAUUAUGAAACAGCACCUGAAAGACUUCAAUAAAGAUGAAGGGAAGGUUCCGUGGAAAAGCAGACCAGCCCAAACUUCAGAACAUUCUCUCUCACACAGAUGUGGCUCGCUCCACUCGUUCAGAACUGUGCCAACCGCACAGAUGUUUUUCUAUGAGGUACAUUGAUGUCUAUGUGUAAAGUCUGUGAGUGAGUGUCUGAGUGAGUGAGUGUGUGUGUAUGAGAAAGCGAGGGAGAAUAAAGUGUGUGCCGUGUGUGAAACCAUUCACCAUUUGUGGAUUAUUGGUGACUGACUUGCUUGUCUGUGCAAAUUCCUUCUUAUUUUCGAUGGAGGGUCUGUGGCAGUGUGUGUGUGUGUGUGUGUGAAGAGUCUUGCAUGUUGAUCAUUUUUGUGAUUAUUUUUUUUUCCCUGCUGAUGGAGAAUAAACUGGAUUUAUCUAGUCUG